Staurois parvus is the source of this 1422-nucleotide messenger RNA. NCBI's taxonomy places the organism in Eukaryota, Metazoa, Chordata, Amphibia, Anura, Ranidae. The record is from the annotation of a GenBank genome assembly.
AUGCUGGGAGUUGUAGUGACCUGUCCUUUCCCGGCAGUGAAGGACUAUGACCGCGCCGUCCAGUACUACACGGAGGCCAUCGCCCUCAAUCCCAACAACGCCAUUUACUACGGCAACCGCAGCCUGGCGUACCUGCGCACCGAGUGCUAUGGCUACGCCUUGGCCGACGCCUCCCGCGCCAUCCACAUCGACGCCAAAUACAUCAAAGGGUACUACAGGCGGGCCGCCAGCAACAUGGCGCUGGGGAAGCUGAAGGCCGCGCUCAAGGACUACGAGACGGUGGUGAAGGUCCGCCCCAAUGACAAGGACGCUCAGAUGAAGUUCCAGGAGUGCAGCAAGUUGGUGCGGCAGAAAGCGUUUGAGCGAGCGAUUGCCUGCGACCAACACAACCGAUCCGUGGUCGACUCUCUGGACAUUGAAGGAAUGACCAUAGAGGACGAGUACUCGGGGCCGCAGCUGCAGGACGGGAAGGUCUCCUUGGAUUUCCUGGUGGAAUUGAUGACGUUCUAUAAAGAGCAGAAGAAGCUGCACAGGAAGUACGUGUAUCAGAUAUUGGUCCAGGUGAAGGAGACUCUGGCUCAGCUGCCCAGCCUGGUGGAGGUGUCCUUGGAUAAGUCUCAGCAGGUGACGGUAUGCGGGGACACACACGGACAAUUCUAUGAUCUGAUGAACAUCUUCCAGCUCAACGGCCUCCCGUCAGAGAGCAACCCCUACAUCUUUAAUGGGGACUUCGUGGAUCGCGGCUCGUUCUCGGUGGAGGUUAUAGUGACUCUCUGCGGCUUCAAGCUUCUCUAUCCGGCCCACUUCCACCUACUGAGAGGGAACCAUGAGACUGACACCAUGAACCAGAUGUACGGCUUCGAGGGCGAGGUGAAGGCCAAAUACUCCACCCAGAUGUUCCAGCUCUUCAGUGAAGUCUUCCAGUGGCUGCCGCUGGCCAUGUGUGUGAACCAGCGAGUUCUGAUCAUGCAUGGCGGGCUCUUCUCUGAGGACGGGGUGACGCUGGAGCAGAUCCGGAACAUCGAACGGAACCGCCAGCCGCCAGACGCAGGUCCCAUGUGUGACUUGUUGUGGUCGGAUCCCCAGCCUCAGGACGGGCGCUCUCCCAGUAAGCGCGGUGUCAGUUGUCAGUUUGGACCGGACAUCACCCGCCACUUCCUGGAGGAGAACGGUCUGGAUUACAUCAUCCGCAGUCACGAGGUGAAGGCGGAGGGAUACGAAGUGACGCACAACGGUCUCUGCGUGACCGUCUUCUCCGCGCCAAACUACUGUGACCAGAUGGGUAAUAAAGGUGCAUAUAUACAUCUCAGUGGCUCCGACCUGAAGCCAAAAUUUCACCAAUUUGAAGCUGUGGUGAGUCCUUCCUCUCCGGUGUGCUGCCCUGUGUCUGCUCUACAUAGCGCCCCCUCUGUGUCGUCAUAG